CUAUACCAUUUCAGUCUGCAGGUGGAGGCUCACAUCAUCUGAAUGGUCCUCCUUCAAAAAACCAUUCCCCCUUUGCUUAGCAGCAACCUGAGCCCAGUAACUGCGAAACAGUGCAUUGAGAGAACAACACAGCUCCCAAUGAAACAGAUGUUUACAAACUCACAGAAAUGCCACCAAGACAGUUUCCCCCGCAAGCUCGUAGAAAAGCUGGCCCUACACCACAGGCAAUGCAGGAUGGGACAGUCAACAAGCCCCUGGGCCACAUUAUCCAGGACCGCUAAUGAACACACCCCAGCGUCCUCAAGGAGCUUAUGGAGCUCCCCCAGGUCAAAGAAAUGCACGUCCUAUAACUUGGAUGCCAGCUCCACCUCCACUUCCCAACUGCCCCCCAGGAUUGGAAUAUUUAAGCCAGGUUGAUCAGAUGAUCAUUCAUCAACAGAUUGAGCUUCUGGAAAUCAUCAUUGGCUUUGAAACCAGCAACAAGUAUGAAGUAAAAAAUGCUUGGGGGCAAAUGGUUUACUCGGCGAUUGAGGACACCGACUGCUGCACACGAAACUGCUGUGGAACAUUGCGGCCAUUUACCAUUAAAAUCACAGACAACGUGGGCCAGGAAGUGAUUGAGCUCCAGCGACCUCUCCGGUGCUCCAGCUGCUUGUACCCUUGCUGCUUGCAAGAGCUUGAAGUCCAUGCCCCUCCAGGCACCCCUGUGGGGUACAUUAAGCAGACGUGGCACCCCUUUCUGCCUAAAUUCACUAUCCAAAAUGAACUCCAUCAAGAUGUCCUCAAAAUCACCGGGCCCUGUAUAGUGUGCAGCUUCUGCCAAGAUAUUAAUUUUGAGGUGCUGUCACUGGAUGAGCAGACAGCGGUUGGAAGGAUUUCUAAGCACUGGUCUGGCUUUCUGAAAGAGGCCUUCACCGAUACUGACAACUUUGGAGUCCAGUUCCCGUUGGACCUUGAUGUUAGAAUGAAAGCUGUCCUGCUGGGGGCCUGCUUCCUGGUGGAUUUCAUGUUUUUUGAAUCCGCGGGAGGAGGCCGGCAGCGAAUGGGCGUCUGGGGUUAGGCCAGGCUACCGCCUUAUAAAUGCCUUGGAGAAAGUC
Podarcis raffonei (Aeolian wall lizard) is the source of this 1097-nucleotide messenger RNA. Its product is annotated as phospholipid scramblase 1-like. Bases 281 to 1060 code for a protein of 259 amino acids. Gene Ontology annotation, biological process: plasma membrane phospholipid scrambling. The record is from RefSeq and is a predicted model, not a curated record. The transcript has 2 exons. Gene Ontology annotation, cellular component: plasma membrane. NCBI's taxonomy places the organism in Eukaryota, Metazoa, Chordata, Lepidosauria, Squamata, Lacertidae. Gene Ontology annotation, molecular function: phospholipid scramblase activity.